AUGACAGCUAGCAUGACAGUUGGUGAUUGGAUCACCAUCCAGCUUGUAGAGACCUUCGUGCCAUGCUUUUUGGACGAUAUCGGCACAUCAUGGAUCUUGAAGCCACAUGGCUUUAAAACAGAAGAGAGGUCGGGAUCGUGGUUGUCUAGGUCUGGAGGGCUGUAUUCGGAUGUGUGCGUGAUUUGCUGCGGAAAAGUAGGUGGGUCUGUAUCGGGGUGGGCUGUGGUGUGUUUUGGAAUAUCGGGUUCGGUCUCGGAUGUGGGUGGUGCAGGUAUUGGGACAGUAGGAGUUAUCGGAGUAGUGGGUUUUGUUGCUGCUGCAAUUCCAUCAAUGACUGUUAAAUCUCUCAAUUCGCUCCUGAAUGGUCUCUGUGACUGUGGAGAAUUUCGCAAACUGAGAGAAAUGUUUCUGGGUUUUCAUAAAUAUGGAACCCCAGAUGCUUGUACGUAUAAUAUAUUGAUUAAGGCUCGUUGUAGGAGUGGGAGGUUGGAGGAUGCGUGGUUGGAAGAAGCUUUUAAGUUGAAAAAUGAUAUGAUGAGAGUUUAUGGUGUUAUGCCUAAUGCGUUUGUUUAUACCUCAUUGAUUAAAGGGGUUUGUGGGAUUGGUGAAUUGAGUUUGGCUUUUAAGCUUAAGGAGGAGAUGGUGAGAAACAAGUUGAAAUUGAACUCAACAGUGUAUUCUACUUUGAUUAGCGUGCUUUUUGAGGUUGGGAGGAAAGAAGAGGUUUUGGGGCUUUUGGAGGAAAUGAAAGGCUUUGGGUGCAUGCCUGAUACGGUGACUUAUAAUGCGAUGAUUAGUGGGUUUUGUAAGGAGAGGAAUUCUGAAGCAGCAUUUAGAAUUUUGGAUGAGAUGGUAGAGAAGGGUUUUGUAAGGGGCGAUUGCAAACACAUCUGUUUUUUAUUUAGUUAA
Messenger RNA from Quercus lobata, 909 nucleotides. Its product is annotated as putative pentatricopeptide repeat-containing protein At1g53330. The transcript is spliced from 4 exons. The record is from RefSeq and is a predicted model, not a curated record. The coding region runs from base 1 to 909 and encodes 302 amino acids. Lineage: Eukaryota; Viridiplantae; Streptophyta; Magnoliopsida; Fagales; Fagaceae. Gene Ontology annotation, molecular function: protein binding; mRNA binding.